CGGUGCUGACGCCACAAGGCCACGAGAUUUGGAAUCCGGAGUCUCGGGACGAAGCGUUGUUGUGCUCACUGUAGAGUUUCGGAGGUCCAUCCGCCGGAUCUAGUGCGGAAUUUACGAGUGUUAUAGGUUCCCGAUGGCCGUGUGUGCGUCUCAGAUUGCUGGCAUGCAGAUCGUGCCGCAUCGAGGCGUCAAAUGCGCUCUGUGAUUCUCGGACACUGUCUCUCAUUCUGCUUCCAUCUUUAAUGAUUGAAUUACCUGUCAGACACCAACAGUCGGUUCGUUUUUUCCGUCCUCACACAAGAAUUUUGAGACGCCGAGCGAGCAUUGGGAGCAACUUCCACCACGCAACGUUGUGAGACCCGUCGCGAGCUUCGCUGAGGAACAGGCUGGUUUGCCUGAUCCACAUUGGGUUUGAGUUGAAUUUCCCUUGCGGAUUUGAUGGUUGAAGAACGAGAGAUCGAGCCCCAGAAGUUUUUUCUUCCCGACAGUUCACGUGAUUGGGGUGAUUGAGUGGGUACUUAAAAUCUCCCGCUCGAUUAGCUUACCAGAAAUUUGUGUCUCGUUCCUCUGCUCGGAAUCCUUCCUUGAGCCUUAGCGCUUGUUAGCCAGUCGCCUCCUGCCUGCCUGCUAACGACUGCAGCUUCAAGCCCUUCCAUCUACUCUGUCCUUUCCUUGGGUGUAUCGUCAGUCCGGCUCUUAAUCAUCCGAGUUCCUUGGAGUCGAAGCUGAAGUUGAUUCCAACACAGCAUUCAUUCCUCGUCCCACUGUAGAAUUAAACCUCACAAAUUGAACUCUCAUCAAAUGGGGCCAACUCCGAAUGCUAAGUUUUGUGCAUAUGGCUUCUUGUUCCUCGUCCUGUUUGUGAGUCUCUCUCAACAACGUACUUUGAGCGGAGAGGAGAGUAGCGUCCUGAUGAGGCAGCGUCGUAUUCAGCAGGAGAGACUUUUCCGACCACCCGCACUGUUAGCAGACUUGCAAGUGCCCGAGGGCCAAAUGCAACCUCCCUUCAGUUCAACUAACUUCAAUUACACCGUCGUCGUCCCUGAAGAUGUCAACGACCUUCAUGUCACAGCCAGAUUGGCUCUUGGCAAGGAAAACGACAAAUUCAGAGUAAAAUUCACUUCAAACACCAUGGAGGCCGACAUGUUUGGGUCCUCGCUGGUGCUGAAGAAGAACACGUCGACAGCACUAGUAAAAGUUCAUGUUUCGUCGCACAAGCUUGCGACUUCGACCUACUUGCUUCAUGUUGUGACAGGUCCACCUUCACAUGUUGACGACGUCCCAUCUACACCUCAAAAUCAUGCUGAUGGUGGACCGGAUCAUAAACCCGAAGAUUUCUUGGAAGCUCUCUUCAGCACACUUCUGCUCUUCGGUGCAGCAAUGGCUGUGAGUUCUGUAUUGGUAUUCCUGUAUGGGCUUUUAGCAACUCUAAGAACUAGGAGAUCGAUGUUAGUCGAGGGCUACCAAACUUUACAAUAGGUGGUGGCCGCUGAAUCCCUACACUCACUUUGUCAUACACGCAGACGACCAUAGACUUUGUUCUUUAGACAGGAGUAGGUUGAGAAGAAUGAUCCCUGUUUGUACGGGUUUCGACUUAGAUUCAUGCAGCCAGGUCCAUUUUAGUCGAGCUCAGCUUAGCUGAGCUGGUAGAAGACACAUACAACAGACGGUUGUGACCUCGCAGUAGCUUACUCUUAGAUUACAUUGAUAGGCUCUUCCUUAGUCUUCCGACAAACCACAAGCUGGUUUGGAAGGUCCUCCUGGUCGUAACAUAUAUCCACGCUGGGAACAUGUAAGCUGCCUGAGCUCGCAGCUAACACAUACAUGUUUAUGUAUAUUCGCAUCAUGUACCGAAAUAACGUGCCCUGCCGUUUGGAUCAACUUUUGUACACACUGAAAGAGACAUGGACUGAACAAAAGACAUCCCCUCUGUCCAGUUUGAAUCUACGACUUGAGAGUGAUUUGCUUGUGGAUAUGGAUCAAUAGUCGGAGUUUCACACGAACUGACGUUCAGAACCAUAAGGGCACAAAAUUCGGCAGAGAGUUCGUAAGAGUGGAUGUAGUUCCGGCUCCCGAGAAGAUUAUCUGCUGCUCAAGGUACCACAGUAGACGUCAGAUUCAGCACUACGGUAUCUGCUUCCACACAACACCGUUCAGGAAUACGGAUGGGAGCAGAAGAUAAG
This is a messenger RNA of Marchantia polymorpha subsp. ruderalis, 2183 nucleotides long. The record is from the annotation of a GenBank genome assembly. NCBI's taxonomy places the organism in Eukaryota, Viridiplantae, Streptophyta, Marchantiopsida, Marchantiales, Marchantiaceae.